Messenger RNA from Phytophthora infestans T30-4, 605 nucleotides. RefSeq names its product protein RER1A. Bases 54 to 605 code for a protein of 183 amino acids. The record is from RefSeq and is a predicted model, not a curated record. Gene Ontology annotation, cellular component: Golgi membrane. NCBI's taxonomy places the organism in Eukaryota, Oomycota, Peronosporomycetes, Peronosporales, Peronosporaceae. Gene Ontology annotation, biological process: retrograde vesicle-mediated transport, Golgi to endoplasmic reticulum; protein retention in ER lumen. The transcript is spliced from 2 exons.
AUCGCCCACCCACAUAGAGCAGAGAGAACAGUCUAACCAGCCACAUCAACAUAAUGCAGGGAGGAGACUCGCGCAGCCUCACAGAGCCGCCUUUCAUCGCCCGCGUGAGCGUCUCAAUCAAAAGGAAAUGGCAGCAUCUGCUGGACAAGAGCACCAUCCACGUGUACGGUCGCUGGGGUGUGGCACUUGGCCUGCUAUUGCUUUAUCUCGUGCGCGUGUUCUACCUCAAUGCCUUUCACAUUGUGACCUACGGCCUGGGCAUCUACCUAUUAAACCUUUUUAUCGGGUUCCUGUCGCCUCAGAUGGACGCAGAAAGUGAUGGCCCGCUGUUGCCUCACAAGCAGAGCGAGGAAUUCCGGCCGUUCACGCGUCGCGUACCUGAGUUCCAGUUUUGGUACUCUACAUUCAAGGCUACCAUUGUGUCCCUGCUUAUGACGCUCAGCAGCGCCUUUGACGUGCCCGUAUUCUGGCCCAUCCUGCUCAUCUACUUCAUCGUGCUUUUCGCGCUCACCAUGAAGCGCCAGAUUAAGCACAUGUGGAAGCACAACUACGUGCCAUGGGACCACGGUAAACAGGUCUACAAGGGAAAGAAGAACGCCAAAUAG